AAGUCUUCCGGAUUAUUGAAAAGGACGGACCAGAAGUGUGCAACGGCGUUUACACUCCGUCACGAAAUCGAAGCAUUUGUACAGUUAUCUGUUAAACAGUUGGUUUUUAUUUAGCUAGAUAGCUAAUGCCCUUAAGUAAUUGUUUUAUCAAUGGAAGACAUGGAGCAUAAUAAGGCACCCUCUGUUAUCGAUCGGUAUUACACUCGAUGGUAUAAAACAGAUAUCAAGGGCAAGGAUUGUGAAGACCAGUGCGUUCUUCAGCAUUCAAACAGAAUCUGUGUCAUCACCCUGGCAGAGAGUCACCCAAUCCUUCAGAACGGGAGGGCAAUCAAGAGCAUCAACUAUCAGAUCAGUGCUGGCUGCAGUCGCCUGCACAACAGAGUGUCUGGGAAGUCAAAGAGAGGAGGACAGUUCCUCACAGAGUUCGCUCCUUUGUGUAGAAUAACAUGUACAGACGGUGAGGAGUACACCAUUUACAGCUGCAUAAGGGGGCGGCUAUUGGAGGUCAAUGAGGAUAUUCUUGAAAGGCCUGACAUUUUACUGGGAAAGCCUUCCACUGAGGGAUACAUUGCUGUCAUCCUCCCUAAAAUAGAGGAGAGCAAGACAGUCACUAAUGGUCUCCUGAGCAGAGAGGAGUACGAGAGCGUCAUCUCUAAACGGACCAGCAGCACCCAGCCAGAGCCACAGCCAGAGGCUGAGCCAUGCUGAGGAAUGAGGAGGUCACAGGGACUCAUCACACUCUCCUCAGCCCAGCUGGAGUGACCUUUCCUGGGGCAGCUUUGUUGGAGGGGGUCCCUCGCCUCCUCAGGCCCAGCCAGACCUAGGUACUUACAUCAAAGCAUAGUGCAUACCCCUGUCCAGAUAUGGACUUAUGCCCGUGGUGGAUGACAGUGCAGAUAUCUGGGGUGCUGGAGGUAAUGCACUGUGCCUUUUAAGUUCUCUACCUUACCUAUUGUUUGCUUUGAUGUAACAUGAAGAAAUUCAGAGCCAGUUAAGUUUUAUGAGAACUUUUUUUUUUAGCUCUUUAUUAUGAUUGUUGAUGGAACGUGAGAUCUAUUUUCAAAGGAGGAAGUCUAAGAUAUUUCCAUUAUGUCAGUUAUGAAGUGACUAUGUACCAAACAAGCCCAAGUUUUUGUUCCGAAGACUUAAAUAUGAAUUUUCUGUGUACUGUACAUACCUUAAUAAAUGACACAAUCGA
Molecule: messenger RNA, 1198 nt
Organism: Coregonus clupeaformis (lake whitefish)
Lineage: Eukaryota; Metazoa; Chordata; Actinopteri; Salmoniformes; Salmonidae
Gene: abitram
Product: actin binding transcription modulator
Exons: 6
Coding region: 151-708 (185 amino acids)
Biological process (GO): regulation of filopodium assembly; dendrite morphogenesis; regulation of actin filament polymerization
Cellular component (GO): dendrite; lamellipodium; nucleus
Molecular function (GO): actin filament binding; actin monomer binding
Source: RefSeq, a predicted model, not a curated record